Adineta steineri is the source of this 489-nucleotide messenger RNA. Lineage: Eukaryota; Metazoa; Rotifera; Eurotatoria; Adinetida; Adinetidae. The record is from the annotation of a GenBank genome assembly.
AUGCCGCGUAGUCGAAGCCGUAGUCCAAGAGGAGAUCGACAUGCUAGUAGUCGAUAUCGUGGAGGAGGUGGACCACCAUCAAAUUCUGGAAAUAGUCGAAGACGAAAUAGUCGUUCACGAUCACCAAGAGACCGUGAUCGUCCACAUCGUGAUCGUUAUCAGCAACGUUCUGAACGUCCUAAUAAACGUUAUUCACGAUCUCGUUCACGUACUCGUUCACCAUCACCAAAAGCAUUUGGAAAUAAAAUAGUUGAUAAACGCAAUGAACCAGCACAACGCAUUUUUGAUCCUUCGGAAUUACAAGGUAAAACAGAAGAUGAAAUUGAAAUGAUGAAAACAAUGGGUUUUGCAUCGUUUGAUACAACUAAAGGUAAACAUACUGAAGGUUCAACUAAUGCUCAUGGAACUAGUAUUCAACAAAAACGACGUUAUCGACAAUAUAUGAACCGAAAAGGUGGUUUCAAUCGUCCUUUAGAUCCAAUUGCUUAA